AUGUCAGGAAGCGGUGAACAACCUCGAAGGGUAUUUGAAGGAAGGACUACUGUAGUGAACGAAGUUUUACCUCAACCACAAAACGAUCUUGAAAUUAUUGAUGAUGCGAACGCAGAUCUUGUGCCGAGUCCUGCGUCAAUAUUUCCCCGAAACAUUUACAGAAUUUAUGAUGAAGUGAAUCAGGAGCCUUCAGUGGUUACCAAAACUUUUGUUGAUUAUGAAGAUAGUGUGGAACAGGAUCAACAUGGAAAUAAGAAAGAACGUGUCGAACCGCCUCCUGCAGGACCUGCAGAGAUACUUUUCAUACCAGUGUAUAGUAGCAGAUCUACAACUUUUGAACCGCGCAUGCAAGAACCUCUCAAAAAUACUCAGCAACAAGCAAUAUCGGCAACGAAUCGAACAAGAAGUCCCACAAUAGCACAAACUUUACCCUCAGUGCCUUCUACGUUCGUAACAACACUACUUUCGGCAAUUGACAAUCUUGUCGAAGAUGAUUCCGAUUGGGAAAAUCCAGGAGAAAGAACAACUGCGAAAACAAUAGAACUAAAGAAGAAAUCUUAUGGCGUUCUUGGACCAAGAGUUUUGCCUCAUAAGAAGGAAGAUAACGUGAACGAAGCAAAACAACGUAGCGGUCCUCUCCGAAGUCACAUAGUUGACUCUGAUGGAAGACAAACUCUGAUCAUGAACCAAAGGCAACAAGGUAACAGAGGAAAACAACAACGACUUCCUUUAUCAACAUCCAGGUAA
Messenger RNA from Strongylus vulgaris, 747 nucleotides. The record is from the annotation of a GenBank genome assembly. NCBI's taxonomy places the organism in Eukaryota, Metazoa, Nematoda, Chromadorea, Rhabditida, Strongylidae.